This is a messenger RNA of Cynara cardunculus var. scolymus (artichoke), 2824 nucleotides long. Its product is annotated as pentatricopeptide repeat-containing protein At2g26790, mitochondrial-like. The transcript has a single exon. The record is from RefSeq and is a predicted model, not a curated record. Gene Ontology annotation, molecular function: protein binding. NCBI's taxonomy places the organism in Eukaryota, Viridiplantae, Streptophyta, Magnoliopsida, Asterales, Asteraceae. The coding region runs from base 93 to 2537 and encodes 814 amino acids.
GUCUCCUUAAUCCCAACCAAUUAAUUCCAGAGGMAAUUUCUUGUUAUGAACUGUAUAGCGUCCAGAGCAAAUUCCAUCUUCGUUUUACUUCCAUGUGGGUUCCUUUAAUCAGGUCAGUUUCUCGCCGUAAUUUGCGCAAACACGACCUUAUUAUCCGAUUUAGUUCAGUUUCGUCACUUUCCCAGUUAACUUUCUCCGACGUCUCGGAUUCUAGUUCAGACGAAAACUGCCCAAUUCCCCAACAAAACCAUAGUACUAAUUCAAUCGAACAUGCCCACCAAGUGUUUGAUAGAUAUACACUUAUUGAAACCUUACAACACUUGGAAAGAAAACCCAAGACUGCGUUGUUUCUAAUUACCCAUUUGAAAGAAUGUGGAUUUAUGCAUGAUGUUGUAACUUAUAUGGCUAUUAUAAGGUUUUUGUGUUACCGGGGUAUGAUGAGGAAGUUAAAGGUUUUGUUUUUGGAGGUCAUUGAGAAUAAAAAUGGAGUAUUUGGUUUUGAAGUUUUUGAUUUGUUCGAAGAAUUAUUGAAAGAGAUCAAUGUGGAUGGCAAUAAUUUGCUUGUUAGAGCAGUUGAUGUUCUGGUUAAGGCUUUCAUUAGUGUUCAUCAGUUUGAUGAGGCUUAUGAUGUGUUAUUGAAGAUACAGGGUGGAUUUCUUCUGUCUGUGCUUACUUGUAAUCUUUUUCUGAACCGGUUGGUUGAAGAAGGCAAAGUUGACAUGGCCAUGAUGGUUUAUCAACAUUUGAAGAUGAAAGGUUUCCUUCCAAAUGUGUACACAUAUGGGAUUGUGGUUAAAGGACUAUGUAGGACAGGUUGUGUGAAAGAAGCUGGGGAUGUUUUAGAAUCAAUGAAGGAAGCUGGAGCRGAGCCUAAUAUGUUCACUUUUGGUUCCUAUAUUGAUGGGCUUUGCUCAAAUGGCUACACAGACUCGGCUUUUGAGUUGCUUAAAAUGUUGAAAGAGCCGGGCUCACUCAUUGAUGUUUUUGCUUAUGCUUCUGUCAUUCGUGGCUUUGUAAAAGAGUUGAAGUUACAGGAUGCAGAAAACGUCUUUUUUAACAUGAAACAAGCAGCAAUUGUCCCAGACGCAUAUUGUUACGGCGCCUUAGUCCAAGGGUACUGUCAGAGAGGCGACAUUCUUAAGGCCUUGGAUCUUCAUGAUGAAAUGUGUUCAAAGGGUAUCAACACCAAUUGUGUGAUUAUGAGCUCAAUUAUGCAAUGCUUGUGUCAUAUGGGGAUGUCAUCUGAAGCUGUAUACCAAUUCACUAAUGCAAUAGAAUCUGGAGUUUUUCUUGAUGAAAUCUCCUUCAGUAUUGCAAUUGAUGCUCUAUGUAAACUAGGGAAAAUGGGUGAAGCGAUGAUGUUGCUGGAAGAGAUGAAACGUAGGAAUAUGAACCCAGAUGUUAAGCUCUACACCACUUUGAUUAAUGGAUAUUGUCUCCAAAAAGACCUUCAAAGUGCUUUGAAUAUCUUCAAUGAGAUGAAUGAGAAGGGCGUGAAACCUGAUACCAUUACUUUCAAUGUGCUUGUUGGCGGGUUCUCAAAAUGUGGCCUUUUUGAGGAGACAAACAUUCUUUUAGAUAAUAUGCUAGCAUUAGGUUUAGAACCCACAAGUGCUACAUAUGACAUUGUCAUUGAGGGAUUAUGCAAGGGUGGAAAAGCGAAGGAAGCCGAAGCAUUUUUUAAUUUUCUUGAAAGAAAAAGCUCGAGUAAUUAUGCUGCUAUGAUGAACGGAUACUGUUACACAAAGAACGUAAAAGAAGCGUAUGAACUUUUUCUUAAGUUGUCCAAAGAAGGAAAGGAAAGGCUUUUAUCUGCAAAAGCUUCUUGUUGUUCGAAACUUCUUAGUUGCCUUUGUGAAGAAGGUGAAACCGAUAAAGCUCUGAUGCUAUUUAAAACAAUAUUGGCAUCAGAUAAUGGUCCUUCUAAGAUUAUGUAUAGUAAACUUCAAUCUGCAUAUUGUCAGGCUGGAGAUAUAAGGAUGGCCAGAUGGGUUUUCGAUAUGAUGAUCGCAAGAGGAUUAAUGCCUGAUGUUAUUAACUACACGAUUAUGAUAUAUGGCUAUUUCCGGGCGAGUUGCUUAACAGAAGCCAAUUAUUUUUUCAAUGAUAUGAUAAAUCGUGGUAUACAACCUGAUGUUGUCACUUACACAGUAUUGUUCGACGGGGAAUCUAAAGUGAAACGAAAAAGUUCGACUAGGGGAGAGAGUGGGAGAGAAGAAAUGGGUUUGUCAAGAUAUUUAACCAAACUGCAAGAGUUCGUUCCUGAUGUUAUUUGCUACACUGUUCUGAUUGACUAUUACUGUAAAUCAAAUAACCUCAAAGCUGCCAUUUGUCUCUUCAAGGAAAUGAUUGAUAGAGGUCUUCAACCAGAUACUAUAGCAUACACGUCUCUAAUAAGUGGCUAUUGCUAUGACGGUUUUGUGGAAAAGGCUAAAACACUUCAUUGUAAGAUGGUAGCGGAGGGGGUCCAACCAGAUUCACAUACCAUGGGAGUACUGGAGAUGGUGAAGGGCAAGAAGAUGCGAUUUAAGUGCUAAGGACUUUUUGGCAACUCUUAGCUAGUUCGAGAGGGAUCGGUGGGGAACCCGACUCACCCGACCUGAAUGGGAUGGAGAUUCCCCGCUAAAACGAGUCCCGGGGCGGGAUCCCCUGUAGACUCAAAGCGGGGUUGGGGCCGGGGCCGGGUAUUGUAACCCCAUGCCGCCCCGGACGCUGUAUACUAAUAUUCAAUUAUUCAUUUAUACUAUUUGAGCUUUCAGCUUUGGAAAUUCUGGGCCUUGUUGCUGUUGGACAUCAGGCCUUCAGCCCUCUGCCGAUCGAGGUC